CACCGCUUCCAGGGUCUCGUUACCUCGGGUGGCGUGUGUGUCUGUCUUAGCGAACCUGUCCCUUUUUAUCCCCCUGCUGGGGUAUCGCCUGUCCAUCACUUCAAACAGUUCAGGGUUCAAGGGGGGGAGCCGCUCCAGACAGCUCUCUCUCCCACAUCCCUUCAUUACACAUCUCCAGACGCUGCUCCAUUGUUCCUUAUCUCUCCUUCCCCUGAGGGCAGGUGGCAGACCAACUGCUGAUGCCACUGAUGCUAGCCCAGGCCAGCAAACAUCUUAAUUUUAUGUGUAUUCUCGUAACACCAGCUUUGCAAAUUGUUUCCUCUUUAGCUGGAAGUUCUCAGGCGUCAAGUUCUGAAGAAUAUAAGCAUGAGAUACUUUCCAGAGUGAGGUCAGGAGCGGGAAAGUGUAAUGUCUCUGAGGUACAACAAGGUCAGCCAGAUGAAACAAGGGAAUCAAAACUUAAAGGCCUGAAAUGUGUGGAGACCAAAUUCAACAUGAUAAGACAGGACCUCGCAAGUAGACAGGGUGCAGCAACUUGCAGCGUCUUUACAGAUGUGGCAAAUGAUUGGGAUUAGGCAUAUCCAUCCAACACAAUGAACUCUCUGCAUUUGUCAGGCAUUAUGGUGUUUCCAGAACUUGACGCCUGAGAACUUCCAGCUAAAGAGGAAACAAUUUGCAAAGCUGGGCGUAAAAGUUUAUCUGAGCGGGGCCGAGUGCCGUUCAUUGGUUUAGUAAAGAGCAGUUUCUGUAUGACUUUCAGAAUCACGACCACCGUGAUACGUGCCGAGUGAUGGAGCGUUUAGUGAACGCGGGUCAUUUUCCGCAAUGGACAUCAGUAUCUGACGCUUAGCCUACAUCAGAUCCCUCGCUUGGGCUCUUCAGUUCAUCCCGUCAUGUGAAACGGGAAACGGUGGAAAUUUAUGGAUGUAAUGUUAAAUAAGUCUCCCAGAAAAUGCGGAUGAGAACAGUAAAUGAUUAGUUUAUUUUCACGAUGCCAACACAAGCAUGGGAAAGAAGUGGCCCCACACUAUAAAGUUAUUUGGUUCUUCGUUGUGAAGAUGUUUGCAGUGCUCUCAGCGCUCCAUUUUCUCACACUCUGUGCCCCUGAAAUCUCAGCCCAACCCGAUAGAACCAUUGAUGCCCUCGUUGGACAAGAUGUUAAUUUCCCUGUGGAGAAUCAGUGCGAAGAUCAAUUUGUAGUAACAUUUCAGUUACUUUCCCCGGUUGAUGCAGUUCUUGCCUCGCGGGGAAUGAAUAUGUCUGGGACACAGCACCCACUGUACAAGGACAGACUGUAUUGGAGUGCGAAUGGUUCCCCGGUGCUGGUCAAUGUGCAGGUUAAUGACAGUAAACGAUAUGCGACCCAAAUCGACUGCUACCACGAGUCCUCAAUGACCACAGCGAAACAGAUCUACGACUUGCGCGUGUUCGAACCAGUUUUGAAGCCAGUGAUAACUCCAAUUUGGAAAUGUCCGUCUCCAAAUAUCACUCUGAGCUGCUCUGUCUCCAAUGGAGCAAAUGUUACAUUCUACUGGAAUAUUCUAUCCCUGUCUGAAAACACCAACAGAACCUUUGAGGGGCCGGAACUGGUGGUGAACCAUGAGAAUGAGUGGAAACAAUACACAUUCAGGUGCAUAGUGAAGAACAGAGUUAGUAAUGCAAGUAGUGGACUCACUAUUACAGAGUUGUGCAAUGAACAUAAUUUUGCAAGUGAGCUCUGCCGAUACAUAUUUGCAGGAACAUUGCUGUUAGUUUUUCAUUUAAUCAUACUUAACUAUCAAAAAGUAAAAUCAGUGCGCAAACAAAAUAACAGGGAGAAAAGAAAGCCUGGGGAGAAAGAGGUUUCUCUUUAAAAUGGAAUUAUUGAACCCACAUAUAUUGAUACUUUGGAUUCAUACUAAAGAGAGCCCAUUAACUGGACAGUCAUUCUUGUACCGUUUGCCACCAAUUGAAAGCUGGAAGAAAAUGAGUGAACUGCAGAAUGAGAGUCAGUCAUAUUGAAUUUCAUCCAACUCUGUAUGACGCUGCAGUGGAACAGCAAUGGAUUUCAUGGCAUUACCAUUGCCCAACUGAACUGAAAGAAAUCAAAGCCUGAAUUCCAAGUAUGGAGAUACAUCAUCUCUACAAAUUAACGUAUUUGUUGAUUAUAAGAGGCCUGGUACUUUAUAUUUCUGAAAUACAUCAUCUGAAGCAAAUCUGAUUUACUUUAACUGAAGUAUCCUGAGGAUAUUGUUUCUAAAUGUGUCAUUUCCAGCUGGAUUUUCAUGUCAAUUAGGGUGAAAUUAAUUUUUCUGGAUUGCAUGGCUGUAAAUUAAGAUUGAGAAUGAUCCACAAAAUUGGAACUAAUCAUUGUCAAUUUUAAUAAAAUUUUUCAACCACCAUACUGUCAGUUUUGUAUGUUCACAAACGACAGAAAACUUGCAGAUGCUGGAAAUCUGAGCAACACACAAAAUGCUGGAGGAACAUUUCAGCCCAAAACUUCGACUGUGCUCUUUUCCAUUGAUGCUGCCUGGCCUGCUGAGUUCCUCCAGCAUUUUGUGAGUUUUGCAUGUUGAUCAACCCCAUGAGGCUGACACUGCAGAUAAUGUGAUCAAUAACCAAAAGUGGUUUUGUCAUGAAUAUUGAGUGAAUAUUUCAUUUCUAUGGUCACUUGGACUACCCUCCUCUUCAUAAAAGCAGGGAAAAUAGUACUGAGUAUUGUAAUUUAAAAACAUUUUACUUUCUUGCCUCUUAAUAAAAUCUUUCUCUUUAUUUUCUUUCAGUAGCUGAUUUGACA
This is a messenger RNA of Mobula hypostoma (lesser devil ray), 2776 nucleotides long. RefSeq names its product SLAM family member 5-like. Lineage: Eukaryota; Metazoa; Chordata; Chondrichthyes; Myliobatiformes; Myliobatidae. The coding region runs from base 972 to 1853 and encodes 293 amino acids. The transcript is spliced from 10 exons. The record is from RefSeq and is a predicted model, not a curated record.